AUUUGCUCCUUCUCACCAUUUCCAUAAAUCUGAAAAAUACCGGAGGAAAUGCUAAUGUUUUACUUACAUUACACACAAUGAUAGCUUCUGAAGACAAACAGAAGCAAUGAAGUUCCCUAACAUUCGUUUUCGUCACUCUAGCAUUCACUUAUCCCACGUUCCCAAAUGCACCUUUGUACCCUACAUCUCUACCAAAUCCCAAACCCACUUUUUGUCCUCAUUGCCACCGGUUUGCUCCGAAACCUUCCGAAUCAUUGCCCCAAAAUCCAGGUUGCUCGGUCCCCUGUUCGCAAAACGGGUCGGGCUUUUGACAUCAAUUUUACCCGGUGGAAGCUGGUGGGCCUUGCCGGAGCUCCGGGAAGACGGCGUGGAGCCAACGGCGGCGUUGAUUGCUCUCCGGCGAAUAUGGGAAUUGGUCGCCGAUGAGCGAUGGGUCGCGUUUGUGGCGGUUGGGUCCCUUGUUAUUGCUGCUCUUUCAGAGAUCUCCAUGCCAAGUAUAUUGGCAGCAUCAAUAUUUUCAGCACAGAGUGGUGAGACUGUGGUGUUCUCUAGGAAUGCACUGUUUUUACUUCUUUUGUGUGUAACUUCAGGGAUAUGCAGCGGCCUACGAUGUGGCUGCUUUGGAAUUUUGAAUGUAACCUUGGUAAAGCAUCUACGAGAAAACUUAUAUGCAACAAUUCUUUUUCAGGACAUCUCCUACUUUGAUAAAGAAAGAGUUGGUGACUUGACAAGCAGGCUCACAGCAGAUUGUCAACGAUUAUCCCAUGUAAUAGGAAAUGAUCUUCAGCUGAUAUUACGCAACACUUGUCAGGGGACUGGAGCAAUACUUAAUUUGAUGGUUUUAUCUUGGCCUCUAGCAUUAUCUGCCUUGGUGAUUUGUUCUAUUUUAUCUGCAAUUUUUCUUGUUUAUGGCCAGUAUCAGAGAAAGGCUGCAAAGUUAAUCCACGAUUUCACAGCUUGUGCAAAUGACGUUGCUCUGGAGACACUUUCUUCAGUAAGAACUGUACGAGCUUAUGGAACAGAAAAAAGAGAAUUUGGAAGUGAUAUGGCACCUCCGCGUAGAACUCCUCAAUCUUCUCAGGGCGACGUACCAGAUAUCGCGAGGGCGAUAGAAGCUAUGGUGACGGCUAUGACUUAGCAGAGUAACGCUAUGAUGCAACAACAUGAGGCGUCGAUGUAGCGCUAGGCGACAUCGUUGGAGCAGCAACAACUAGUGAUGUAGCAAAAGGAGGCUGCAAGAGUAGCUGCUGAAGAUGCCCAUAGGCAGCAUAUGGAGGCCCUCCGCCAAUUGGAGGAGAACUGGGUAGCUACCCCUGUUUUCGGCCCUAAGCCACGACCUCCAGUCCGAGAGUGGAGCUUGGAGGACUUUUUGAAGCACCAUCCAGUGAAGUUUAGCGGCAAGACCAGUUGUCGCAGAUCAAUGGCUAAAAGAUAUGGAGAGGAUCUUUGAUGUGAAGAUGUGCCCUGCGGAGAAUAAAUUUGCUUUUGCAAUAUACAUGCUCACUGGGGAAGCAGAAAAUUGGUGGAUCAGCAUGAAAUCCAUCAUGGAAGAAAGGGAGGAACCAGUCACUUGGGAGGCCUUCAGGGGGAAGUUCCUCUCUGAAUAUUUUCCAAAUAGCGUGAAGUACGCCAAGGAGGUGAAAUUCCUCCAGUUAACCCAGAGGGGAAGUUUGUAAUUGAAUAUGCUGAGAAGUUCAAGCACCUCAGCUGCUUUUACACUAUGCCACUUGAUGAGGAAUGGAGAUGCCGGAAAUUUGAGAACGACCUUAGGGGAGACAUUCGUCUGAUGGUUGCCCCACUGUCCAUCAAGGAUUUUGCUGCCUUGGUGGAAUAGGCCAGAGUUAUGGAAAAGAUGAAAGUUGAGGUGGAAACUCAACGCCCGCAACAUCAGAGGAUUGGUGGACCAUUUGGGUCCAAACUAAGGCAUGAAGAGAGAAGGAAACCGUAUGAUAGGCCCCACCCUCAGUCUUAGGGGUCUAGGGGUUUCUCUUCCUUGCAGAACAGGGUACAGUACUUCCGGUGUGGAGGCCCUCAUCUGAGGAGUGUGUGCCUUCAAAUGGAAGGCUUCAAAAGAUGCAACAACUGUAGUAAGGAAGGCCACUUUGGUAAGGAUUGUCCCACCCUUGCAAGGGCGGUGGCAUGGCCUCCAGUUUAGAUUCCUGCGCAGAAUCAACAGAGGAGAGGAGGCAACAGGCCUCAGGCACAAACAUAGUUUAUGCCAUGACAAAAGCAGAGGCAGCAGACUCAGGUAACCUUGUUAUGGGUAGUUGCAUGAUUGCUGGUGAAUCUUUGUGUGUAUUGUAUGAUCAUGGAGCAACACACUCUUUUGUGUCAGAAACUUGUGUAUAAAGAUUAGGUCUGUCGAUGUGUGAGCUGCAGUGUGAAUUUGUGGUAUCUACUUUGACAUCGGGUUUGGUCAGGACAUCGUCCUUGUGUGCUAGAUGUCCAGUGGAGGUAGAAGAGCGUAGAUAGAAGGUGAAUUUGAUAUGUCUACUUGUACAAGAGUUGGAGGUAAUCUUGGGGAUGGAUUGACUUUCUGCCAAUCGCAUUCUUAUAGAUUGCCGAGAGAAGAGGUUGUUGUUCCCGAACUCAGAGGAGUAUGAGUUGUUAUCGUCUCAAGGGGUUAUGAAGGAGAUACAAGAUGACGCGCAAUGCUACAUAAUCUUCACGCAUCUGGAGGUGAAGAAGGAAGAAAGGACGUCUGUUAUACCAGUUGUGCACGAGUUUCCGGAGGAAGUACCAGGGUUGCCUCCCAGUAGGGAGUUGAAUUUCCCUAUUGAUCUGGUGCCAGGAACCAGUCUAGUGUCGAUGGCUCCAUAUCGUAUUACUCUGGUAGAACUGGUAGAGCUCAAGAGUCAGAUAGUGGAGUUAUUGGGGAAACAGUUCAUAAGGCCCAAUACUUUGCCAUGGGGAGCACCAGUGUUGCUGGUGAAGAAGAAUGGGAGUUCACAUCUGUGUAUGGACUAUAGGCAGCUAAACAAGAUGACGAUGAAGAAUAAGUACCCUCUCCCUAGAAUAGAUGAUCUAAUGGAUCAGUUACAUGGAGCAUCGGUAUUCUCGAAGAUUGAUUUGUAGUCGAGAUACCAUCAAAUACUAGGGAAGGCAGAUGAUGUGCAGAAGAUAACCUUCAGGUCUCGAUAUGGCCACUUUGAGUACGUGGAUAUGUCUUUUGGUGUGACCAAUGCUCCGGUUGUGUUUAUGGACUACAUGAAUAGGAUUUUCAGACCCUUCUUGGUAACAUACUCAUCUAUUCCAAGACUCAGGAGGAGCAUGUGGAACACCUGAGAUUGGUGCUUGGUAUUCUGAGAGAGAAACAACUGUAUGCUAAACUGUCCAAGUGCAAGUUCUAGAUGGAUGAAGUACAGUUUUUGGGCCAUGUGAUAUCCGCACAGGGCAUAGCGGUGGAUCCAAUGAAAGUGGACGCAGUGGUUAAGUGGGAAAGUCCCAAGUCAACAACAAAGAUUACGAGCUUCAUGGGUUUAGCCAGCUACUAUAGGAGAUUCAUAGAAGGAUUCUCCAAAAUAGUGGCGCCUCUAACACAUCUUACUCGAAAGGACCAACCUUUCACUUGGACGGAUAAGUGUGAGGAGAGCUUUCAAGAGCUAAAGUGAAGGUUGACGAGUGCUCCGAUACUUGUGAUCCCUGAUGUUGGUAAAUCCUUUGAAGUUUACUGUGAUGCCUCUCAUCUAGGUUUGGGCUGUGUGUUCAUGCAAGAGAAUAAAGCUGGCAUAUGCUUCGAGGCAGCUUAAGGUGCAUGAGAGAAACUACCCCACUCAUGACCUAGGGUUGGCAACUAUAGUGUUUGCCUUGAAGAUCUGGAGGCACUAUCUGUAUGGUGCUCAGUUUCGUGUAUUCAGUAAUCACAAGAGUCAAAUAUUUAUUCGAUCAGAAUGAGUUGAACAUGAGACAGAGGAGGUGGAUGGAAUUCUUGAAGUACUAUGAUUUCGAACUACUAUAUCAUUCGGGGAAGGCAAACUUGGUAGCAGAUGUCUUGAGUAGGAAGACAGUGCAUACUGCACACGUUAUGAUCAAGGAGGUGGAGCUGCUGGAGAAAUUCAGAGACAUGAAGCUGCAGGUUGAGUUGGGAUCAGAGUUCAUUAGGUGUAGUACUCUGACUAUAUCUAGUGACUUCUUGAACUCAGUUAAAGAAAGACAGUUGUUGGAUGCUAAUUUGAAAAGAGUAGUGGAACAACUUGAAUCAGAUGAAGCAAAGGAUUUUGCCUUGAGAAAUGAUGGUGUAUUAAGAUUCCAGGGUAGAGUGUGUGUGCCUGACGAUGCUGAAGUGAAAAGGUUAAUUCUUGAGGAAGAGAGUCGUCUUAGUUUGCAUCCUAGCAUGACUAAGAUGUACCAGGAUCUCAAGGAAACCUUCUGGUAGCAAGGUAUGAAGAAAGAUGUGACACAGUUUGUGUCUACUUGUGUGACGUGUCAGAAGGCGAAGGUAGAACAUCAAAGACCCGGUGGAAUUCUACAACCUUGGACAUACCGGUGUGGAAAUGGGAUAGCAUAGCUAUGGACUUUGUAACUCAUUUGCCACGGACCUUUAGAGGCCACGAUGCGAUCUAGGUUGUGGUGGACCGUUUGACCAAGAGUGCUCAUUUCUUGGCAAUGAAUCUGAGGAUGUCUAUGGCCAAGUUGACCCAGUUGUACAUCAAAGAGAUUGUGAGGUUGCAUGAAAUACCUUCGAGCAUUGUUUCAGAUAGAGAUCCGCACUUCACGGUUUUGGCAGACUUUGCAGAGUGCCUUCGGUAGCAAACUAACCAUGAGUUCAGCCUAUCAUCCCUAGACCGAUGGUCAGUCUGAGAGGACGAUUCAGUCGCUUGAGAAUCUAUUUAGGAUAUGGGUGCUGGAUCAUCUGAGUUCUUGCGAUGAAGUCCUACCUUUGAUAGAGUUCACCUACAAAAACAACUUUCAUGCGAGCAUUGGCAUGACGCCAUAUGAAGCUCUUUAUGGUAGGAAAUGUAGGACUCCUCUGUGUUGGUAUCAAGAUGGGAAAGCAGUGCUUGUUGGACCAGAGUUGUUAAAACAGACUACAGAGAAGGUGAGAAUGGUGAGAGAUAGGAUGCAGGCAUCUCAGAGUAGACAGAAGACAUAUGCAGACCGCAGGAGGAGACCUUUGGAAUUCGCGGCGGGAGAUCACGUGUUCUUGAGGGUGACCCGAACCACGGGUGUGAGAAUGGUUCUCCGCUCAAGGAAGCUUUCUCCUAAGUUCUUUGGCCCUUACCAGAUCUCGAGGAGGAUUGGGCCGGUGGCUUAUGAGAUUGCUUUGCCUCCUUAGCAAAUCUCCAUCUGGUGUUCCAUGUGUCGCAGCUGAGGAAGUAUGUGUUUGAUCCGUCUCAUGUGUUGAAAGUACCACCCGUUGCUUUAGAGGAUAGUCGAGUUGAGGAACGUCGGGGAAAACCAGUCAGUCUCAUCAAAGUCAUCUGGAAUCGAAGGAUAGAUGACUCUACUUGGGAGUUAGAGAAGGAUAUGAGGAAGUCACAUCCACAUGUUUUCCUAGUACAAGCAGUGGCUACAAAGCUUAGCACUUAUUACUCUUCGACAGAAUAUGGUUUCAGGGCUUUGGGACCUAAUAUUUAGC
Vigna unguiculata (cowpea) is the source of this 5578-nucleotide messenger RNA. RefSeq names its product ABC transporter B family member 26, chloroplastic-like. Lineage: Eukaryota; Viridiplantae; Streptophyta; Magnoliopsida; Fabales; Fabaceae. The record is from RefSeq and is a predicted model, not a curated record.